Messenger RNA from Coregonus clupeaformis (lake whitefish), 1084 nucleotides. Its product is annotated as peroxiredoxin-like. The record is from RefSeq and is a predicted model, not a curated record. The coding region runs from base 116 to 715 and encodes 199 amino acids. The transcript has 6 exons. Gene Ontology annotation, cellular component: cytosol. Lineage: Eukaryota; Metazoa; Chordata; Actinopteri; Salmoniformes; Salmonidae. Gene Ontology annotation, molecular function: thioredoxin peroxidase activity. Gene Ontology annotation, biological process: response to oxidative stress; cellular response to stress; removal of superoxide radicals.
UGCCCUGUUCGAAAACAUUGUCUGCGCGAGAGGAAGUACAUGCAGGUUGACGAAAUACGACUGACUGCGUGUGUAAUAUAGUGAAAGGUUUUGCCACUUGCCAGUCAAACUGAAGAUGGCUGCGGGUAAAGCGCGCAUCGGGCAUCUGGCCCCUGACUUCAAGGCCACAGCAGUGAUGCCAGAUGGACAGUUUAAAGACAUCAGCAUGUCUAACUACAGAGGGAAGUAUGUGGUGUUCUUCUUCUACCCACUGGACUUCACCUUUGUGUGCCCUACUGAGAUCAUCGCUUUCAGUGACGCUGCCGAGGAGUUCAGGAAGAUCGGCUGCGAGGUCAUUGGUGCCUCUGUUGACUCCCACUUCUGCCAUCUUGCCUGGACCAACACACCUCGUAAGCAGGGCGGUCUGGGUGCCAUGAAGAUCCCUCUGGUAGCCGACACACUGCGUUCCAUCUCCACGGACUACGGGGUGCUGAAGGAGGAUGAGGGCAUCGCCUACAGGGGCCUAUUCAUUAUUGACGACAAGGGCGUCUUGAGGCAGAUCACCAUCAACGACCUUCCAGUGGGACGCUCCAUCGACGAGACCCUGCGUCUGGUGCAGGCCUUUCAGUUCACUGACAAACACGGAGAAGUCUGUCCCGCCGGCUGGAAACCAGGAAGUGACACCAUCAAGCCCGACAUCCAGAAGAGCAAAGACUUCUUCUCCAAGCAGCACUAAGAUGUUGAGGGUCUGCAGCCUGCUGUAGGACAGCUAGAAUUACAGUACAUUUCAAGAGAACAAUGGUGAAGAGCAGUAGCCUAUAACAUGUGUUUGGAUAUAAUGGAAAUUAUUAUGACCAAAGAAUCAAGAUUAGAUUCUGUUGGAGAUGUUUUAGUGUCAUUAACCAGGUUCCAUCCAACCUUUUUAUGCGAGUAAAUUACAUGUUGGAUAAAAAUGUCAUGACAGGCCUGAUGGAAACAGUUAAUUUGUCUGUAAACUUUCCAAAUGACGACAAAACAAAGUACGCUAGGCAAGGUGAUGAGCUUGAUGCUCCUUUCCGAUAAAUAUCGAGGGUCUUAUUCUGGUGACAUGAUGAUCGAUGCUUGA